UAUAUAUAUAUAUAUAUAUUCCUCCUCUACAGAGAUACUGUCUGUCUCGCUGAGUUACUUUUGUGUCUAUCUAAGGGGAAGCACAAGCAGGCGACGGGGCUUGGAGCACCGUCUUUCACUCCCUCGCCUGCCGGCGAACAGGGAAGUGAAAACUGAAAAUGAAUUUGCGGGAGAGACCAAUGAAAGUUUGCGAAAGACUUCCGCAGUCAGUGAGCUGGGUCCCGCCCAGGCGAUGGUGUAAAUGCAGAGGAAGAAACAAGAAAACAAAUCAGCAAGCGGGGGGAAAUUUCCAGUCUCCCGGCCCUCUUCUUUUACUUUCGUUCUAAUUUUGCAAGUGACAGGAGUGGCGACUUGCGCUUUCCCUUUGGACUGUAUUAGAGCCCGGGACUCAUUUGGAAGUGGGCACUUGGAGCGACUCUCCAGGACAGACACGGACCCCUACAUUUGACAGGAAGGUCGCCCUUAUCCCGUAUGUCACCCACUCCAAGUCAGGAACUGUUCGGACUACAGGGUCACGUUUAACUUGCAGGUGGCGAUGCCUGUGGAGCGAAUGCGAAUGCGCCCGUGGCUAGAAGAGCAAAUAAACUCGAAUAUAUUACCUGGUUUGAAAUGGCUAAACAAGGAAAAGAGGAUUUUCCAGAUUCCAUGGAUGCACGCUGCUCGACACGGGUGGGACGUGGAGAAGGAUGCGCCGUUAUUUAAAAACUGGGCCGUUCACACAGGAAAAUAUCACCAUGGAAUAGACAAGCCUGAUCCCAAGACAUGGAAGGCCAAUUUCCGUUGCGCGAUGAACUCAUUACCCGACAUCGAUGAAGUGAAGGACAAAAGUAUAAAGAAGGGGAGCAAUGCCUACAGAGUGUACAGGAUGCUGCCAGCCACAGAAAAGCCAAACAAGAAAGGAAAGAAAAUAAAAGUGGAAAAGGAAGAAGAAUGUAAGACAGUCAAGUGGAAAGCUCCCAAAUUUCCGUUUGAAGAUAAUAAAGUAUUGCUAAACAAUCACAAUCUCUCCACAAAGCCCAAUGUCGUGGUGAAAGAGGAUACUGAAGUGCACAGCACGGUGGACAACUUUGUAGAGCUCGGUCACUCUCCGAACCGCUGCAUGAUGGAAGAAGCCAUGAUCGUCAGCAACCCGCCAGAUAUCUGUCAGGUGAUAGAAGUGACUACGGAAUGUGAGGAUGAGCCCGUCAGCACCAGCCACCUCUACCCAUUGCAGAUCUCGCCAGUGUCCUCCUACGCAGAAAGUGAAACGGAUAGUGUUGCAACUGAUGCAGACCAUGAUGAGAUGACUGAGGGCGGCAAGCAAGACCGGACGCACUGGCAACAGAGCCACAUCGAGGGGAAGGAGUUUCUCAGCAACGUGGGCGUGAACAGUGUGUACUAUACGGCCAGCAUGCCCGGCCAGAGUCCCAGCAUCCACCUGCUAAGCAACGGGUGUGACGGACCCGCACCUUACACCCCGGCCACCACCUUAUCGGUGAAGAUCGCCGCAUCGCCCGCCGCACCUUCGCACCAUUCUUCCAUAAAGCUUCGCAUGGCAGAGAGCCGGGCCACGGUCAUCGUGAAGGCGUCAGACUUAACCAGAGGCAAGAACUGCUGAAAAACACACACAGUUUGGUCUGGAGUUUAACGUUGCCUUCGUCUGAUGAGGAUAUAACUGGGCUGCAACUGCACUGUCACCUAACGUGUGAAUGGACCUUAUGGGGCCGCAAUAAAACACAGAAUGAAGAGAACUGGAAGCCACUCGACUACACCUGCCGACUCCAGUUCGUUCAUCAAAUUCUAACUCAGGACUACAGGUUUAUGAACUAUUUUAUUUCCUUUGAGUUUCCCUGUUGCACUCGUAUUUCUCCCCCCCCCACCCCCCCCAAAAAAAACAAAAGAAGAAAUUGGCUGGGCAAUGCCCCCCCCCCCCGUAUCCGAACAGACAAAAUGGGACCAGUAUGGGGAGAAAUAACAAAAAUGUGCCUUAUAAACCUGGCUGGCCGCAGCAGGAGAAAUGUGAACUGCUUGUAAAUGGGUUUUUUUUAACUUUUUUAAAAUGUGAAUAUGUAUGUAGUGCAGGAGAAAUGAAACGUAUGGCCUGCUUUUGUUUGUUUGCACCUUAAAUCCUAGUCUAGCACUAAACGCAAUCAUAUUAAUGGCGAUUAAAUGCAGAAAUUCAGAAAUUUUAUAAAAAAUUAUUGUGGUUCAGAGUUCUAAUUCUAAGCCUGCUUUUACUGUUCUCUGCUCAAGCACAGAAUUACAUUAAACAGCAAGCACAUGGAAAUUGCCUAGAUUUUUUUUUAAAUAAGAAAGGAUUUAGUCUUUUUCUAAAGCAAGCUUUUUAUUUUUUGUUAUCACAUGUAAAGGGAUUAUUUUAUUCAGGGUAAUUGAAUGCUGAAGUGAAUAUAAAUCUUUAUCUUUUUUACCAAAGUAUGUUUGUUGUUUCUGGUCGGGUUUUGUCGGCAUAAAUAUCUGUGGUAAAUUGUUGAUUGUUUUUUUUUUGUGUUUUUUUUACAAAUUUGUAGCAAUUACAAAAAGUAUCCAAUAAAAUGUAGCCUCUACAUCACUGACUAGAGAAA
This is a messenger RNA of Amblyraja radiata (thorny skate), 2561 nucleotides long. RefSeq names its product interferon regulatory factor 2b (gene irf2b). The record is from RefSeq and is a predicted model, not a curated record. Bases 536 to 1597 code for a protein of 353 amino acids. Gene Ontology annotation, molecular function: DNA-binding transcription factor activity, RNA polymerase II-specific; RNA polymerase II cis-regulatory region sequence-specific DNA binding. Gene Ontology annotation, cellular component: nucleus. The transcript is spliced from 10 exons. Lineage: Eukaryota; Metazoa; Chordata; Chondrichthyes; Rajiformes; Rajidae. Gene Ontology annotation, biological process: regulation of transcription by RNA polymerase II; immune system process.